Aspergillus welwitschiae is the source of this 1368-nucleotide messenger RNA. RefSeq names its product 40S ribosomal protein uS5. NCBI's taxonomy places the organism in Eukaryota, Fungi, Ascomycota, Eurotiomycetes, Eurotiales, Aspergillaceae. The coding region runs from base 96 to 875 and encodes 259 amino acids. The record is from RefSeq and is a predicted model, not a curated record. The transcript is spliced from 3 exons. Gene Ontology annotation, molecular function: RNA binding; structural constituent of ribosome. Gene Ontology annotation, biological process: translation. Gene Ontology annotation, cellular component: cytosolic small ribosomal subunit; ribosome.
GAGAAGAAAGUCAACCUCGACGUCGACAACCCCAACGACACCUCCCGUCCGUUACCUCUCCCCCCCGACUUUCUCAAUCGCCAUAUAUAUCCAACAUGGCUGACGCUCCCCGUGGACGUGGAGGAUUCGGCUCUCGCGGUGACCGUGGUGGUGACCGUGGCCGUGGCCGUGGUCGCCGUGGUCGUCGCGGUGGUGCCAAGGAGCAGGAGAAGGAAUGGCAGCCCGUCACCAAGCUCGGCCGUCUCGUCAAGGCUGGCAAGAUCACCAGCAUGGAGCAGAUCUACCUGCACUCCCUGCCCGUGAAGGAGUACCAGAUUGUGGACUUCUUCCUCCCCAAGCUGAAGGAUGAGGUCAUGAAGAUCAAACCCGUCCAGAAGCAGACCCGUGCCGGUCAGCGUACCCGCUUCAAGGCCGUCGUCGUCAUCGGUGACUCCGAGGGUCACAUCGGUCUCGGUAUCAAGACCUCCAAGGAAGUCGCUACCGCUAUCCGUGCUGCCAUCACCAUCGCCAAGCUCAGCGUUCUCCCCGUCCGUAGAGGUUACUGGGGUACCAACCUUGGUGAGCCUCACUCUCUGCCCGUUAAGCAGAGCGCCAAGUGUGGUUCCGUCUCCGUCAGACUUAUCCCCGCUCCCCGUGGUACCGGUCUCGUUGCCUCCCCCGCUGUCAAGCGUCUGCUCCAGCUUGCCGGUGUCCAGGACGCCUACACCUGCUCUUCCGGUUCCACCAAGACCCUCGAGAACACUCUCAAGGCUACUUUCCUUGCCGUCGUCAACACCUACGGCUUCCUCACCCCCAACCUCUGGAAGGAGACUAAGCUCAUCCGCAGCCCUCUGGAGGAGUUCGGUGAUGUCCUGCGUCAGGGCAAGAAGUACUAGGAUAGUGCUAUGAUGGGAAUAACCUUGCAUGAUUGUUUUUGAAUCGAACUAUUUUCCUACGGGUUUUCAAAAGUCUCUUUUUCGGUUGUAGGAUCGGCAGUACCGGCAAAUCCUGACUUUUCGCGCUAUGCUACGCUAUAUACGGUAUUCAUGGAUGUAAUGAACACGGGAACAGUGAACAAGAAGAAACAACGUGAUGUCGAUUCAAGCUCUCUUACGGCAAGCCGACAGUACUUGAAACGGAUGGCUGACGGGUUCCUGCAUUGCACCGCCUGCACCGUCAGGGUAUAGUAGGAUGGGCCAGGCCUUCCAUUAGGGAUUCAUGCGACGUAGUGCUCGAUUUGACGAACAGGAGCUGCUCUCUAGACUGCGAUUUUCCAGAUUAUCGUAGUGACGUAGUUCAGGACAGAACUUUUCUGGUCUCAAGCAAUGUAGUGGAGAAGUUGUGCCUGAAUUGUGUUCCAGAUUCCGCAUAUGGCUCCGCCCAAACCCA